Closterium sp. NIES-67 is the source of this 1230-nucleotide messenger RNA. The record is from the annotation of a GenBank genome assembly. NCBI's taxonomy places the organism in Eukaryota, Viridiplantae, Streptophyta, Zygnematophyceae, Desmidiales, Closteriaceae.
UCUCAUCCCUUGUUUCAAUUCGCACGUAUGGUUUGACUGUGUGUGAAAGAAUUUGUGUGUGGUGUGUUCUGGAGUUUGGGAAUGUUCAAGAAAGUGCAGCAGCAGCAGACACAUGGUGAGGUGCUUGCUGGUGUGGAUGCGAGUGCGGCAUGGGCUAAGGCUUCAUCAAGGAGUGGAGAGGCCGAUUGGGAGACAUGGCAUGAGAGGCUGCGUCAUGUGAACUUCCCUAUGCUGCAGAAGUUGGUGAAGGAUGGGAGCCUGAAAGGAUUGGAGGUAAAGGGGGGAUUGAAGGAGAUUGGGAGCUGCCCUACAUGCUUGGAGACCAAGUUCUCCAAGUUCCCCUUCAACAGCACUACAGGACCAGCCAAGACCCCACUUGCACUUGUGCACAUGGAUGUGGUGGGGCCCACAAGAGCCCCUUCCCUCUCAGGCAGCCGCUAUUUCUUGACAAUUGUGGAUGACCACACUCGGGCAGUGUGGGUUUACCCUUUGAAGAGCAAGGGGGAGGUGGCAGCGGCUGUCCUUAAGGAGUGGAUGCCGAGAGCUCAGAGGGAAUGUGGACACAAGGUGAAGGUGAUCCGCAGUGACAAUGGUGGGGAGUUCAUUGGAGCUGAUUUUGAGGGGGAGUUGAAGAGGAAGGGGAUCCAGCAUCAACUGACAUGGUAUGGGAGUGCUCCAGCUGUGAAUAUGCUGAGGGCAUUUGGGUGCAUGGUAGUGUUUCAUGUGCCUAAGGAGAAAAGAGGGAAGUUGGAGGCUUCUGGAAGAUGGGGUGUGCACUUGGGGAUUGCAAAGGAUCACAAGGGGUGGCUGCUAUGGGACUUGACCACCCAGAAGUUGACAGUGUCAAGGGAUGUGAAGUUUCUUGAGUCCCUGUACUACAAGGAAUGGAAGCAGCAGCAACAGAAGCUUCCAUCUACACCGCUCAUUGUGGAGGCAGAUGAGGUGCAGCACCCUUCAAGACAGGUGGAGGUUGCAGUGUCAGAGGAGGAGAUGUCUGGGGGCAUGAAGCUUGCUGGGAUGAGUGUGCAUUGAGUAUGCAUGCUUGAGAUGUGGUAUGGUCGAUGAUGGUUGGCAGCCAGAGGGGGAGAUUGUUGUGUGAUGUCAUCAUAUGCUAUCACAUUCUGUCUGCCUCUCAUCCCUUGUUUCAAUUCGCACGUAUGGUUUGACUGUGUGUGAAAGAAUUUGUGUGUGGUGUGUUCUGGAGUUUGGGAAUGUGUUUUGUGUUAUUCU